AUGAAGUAGAGUUAAUAUCCUAGUUAACUCUAGCAAAUGAAAGUCUAGAUUACUGACUUCGUUAAUGAAGAGGGUACUGUUUUUUACAAUAUACUUGUUAUAAAUUAGAAUACAAGUAGUUAAUUAAAGAUUAAAGCUCGCUACAGCUAACUUUCAGAGCUUAAUGAGAGUAUUUAAAAGUUCCUGAAAAAGUAUAAAAGCUUAAGGGUUUAACUGCCUUCAUUUCCAGCCAAAAAAUGGUGGGUUGUGUAAGAUGAUUCAUUUAUCAAUCAUAGAAAGAGUUAAUUAGAAUAAUAUUUCUAGGAAUUACUCUAACAAGAAGAUUCUCUCUUAAUUGAUCCUUUAACUGAUUUUCUUGGAUACGUAGACAUAGGAAAUUCUAAAUCACCGAAAUCGCUUGAUGAAAAGCUAGAACUCUUAAGAAAAAAGCACAAUGAGCAUACCCAAAAUCAAAAAAAUUCCUCUAAUUCCAGUAAUACGAUAAGAGCUCAUUAUGAGUAAAGUGAAACUUAAGAGAAAUGCUCAUAAGACAACGAGAUAUCCUUUCCUUUAAGCUUUUGUGAAAUUUCAUUAGGAGCUACCAAAAAUCAGCAUAUAAAUAUCGGGUCUUUUUCAGAAGAGAUUCGCAGCAUUAAACGUAAGUCUAUUGAUUAAUCUGACUUUGAUAAUUCUUCAAUAAUGCUACUCUUUCCAUCACCUCCUAACAUGAGAGGUUCUUUCCCAAUUUAUAGACAAUCUAAUGAAAGAGGAGAAGAGAGUUUAUUACGUUCAUAAAUUGAAGCUCAAAGAAAUAAUUAUCAAAAUCUUAACAAAGACUCUCAAAAUGAAUUAGAUUAAAGUGACACCAAUUAUUAGAACGUCAUUUAGCAAGCUAUGAAUUGUAUUAAUAGAAACAAAACAGUUUAGCCUAACGUUUAUAUUUAUAAUCUUGAAGAAUACAAAGCAACUCAGCGUAAAUUCAAACGUGAAGUUGAAUAAAUUAUCGAAUCCAGCGAAAUGUCUAGUGGAAUAGAACAAAAUCUUUUUUGUGAUUCAGAUGAGGAGGAGUUCUUAGAUGAGUCAGGCUAAUAAAAGAAAUAAGAUAGUUGUAAAAAAAGAUAAAGCCAACUGUAGUCAUAAUAGUAAUAAUUAUUAUCUGGAAGCAGAAGCUAGUGCAAAUGCUACAAUAGUGGUAGUGAUAGUGAGAGCAGUAGCUAUUCUGACAGUGAUGGUGACGAUGAAAGUUAUAGUAAUCAGAGUAAAUUACAGUAAAAAAGUUAUACAAAAAGUUUCUAAAGAAAUUCAAUCAAAAAUAUUAUCCCAAUUAUGCAAAGAUCUACAGAUGAUGAUUGUGCUUACAAUAAAAGAAAUAAACCUAAAAGUCGUUAGUCAUCUGGCAAAAAAACAAACCAUAAAACAGAUAACAUACUUAAGUAUUUGAAUAGUUCCUAAAGUUUGAGAAUGGAUUAAAGUGCAAAUCAAGGAGACGAUGAAGAUGAUGAUGCUUAAUAGUAAACUUUAAAUGACAGCACAAAAACUAUUUAUAAAAAUGAAGAAGAUUGUAAUGAUAACGAUCAUGAUCAUGAAUAAUAAGAAUAACAAAAUUCUCAUAAUUCUCAAAUCCUCAGAGACCUUUCUUAUAAUUCAGCUUCUCGUCGAUCCCCAACUGUUUGCAUUCAUAAAAAUAUAAACGAUAACAAAUAAUUCCACAUCUAAUUUAUUUAAAACCUUAUAGAACUAAACCAAUGA
Messenger RNA from Tetrahymena thermophila SB210, 1728 nucleotides. Its product is annotated as PX domain protein. The transcript has 3 exons. Gene Ontology annotation, molecular function: phosphatidylinositol binding. Lineage: Eukaryota; Ciliophora; Oligohymenophorea; Hymenostomatida; Tetrahymenidae. The record is from RefSeq and is a predicted model, not a curated record.